AUGGCGACGCCUGACCUCUCGACCCUUACCUCCUCCGCCCAGGUGUUCUCCUCUAACUAUACCCUCCCACAAAUCCGCACGAUCCACAGAUCCCUCCAGGUAGAAAUCGAUGAGAAAGCGAGCCGCCUACGCACGCAGGUCGGAAAUUCAUACCGUGACCUCCUUGGCACCGCCGACACCAUUGUCCAGAUGCGCAAGGAUAAUGACGCUGUCCAGGGUGUCCUCGGGCGCAUGGGUGGCCGCUGUGGACGCAGCGUCGUUGGGUCCAAGGUUUCCGGACUGAGCGGAUUCGAGACCAGCGUCAGGGAGCACAUCCGUGGAGACGUGGGCAUCAUCGCGAGGACCAGGCUGCUUGAGGUUUGUGGGCUUGUCGUCGGGCGGGUGCUCAAGGGCUCUGGGACCGGGUGCCAGGAACUGAGCAGAGGGGACAGGGUCGUUCUCGCUAGCAAGGUUCUUGAGUUGAGCCGACUGCUGGUGAAGAGCUUGGGACAGGAGAAGGGUUUGGACGGGGACGUUGGACUCGCGGUUGAAGCUGCGAAGAAGAGCAUGGCUGGGCUGAAAAAGAGGCUAUUGCGGUACAUUGUGAGCCUGCUAGAACGCACAGGAGAUGCUGUCAAGCAGGAGGACGUGCUCAAGGCGUUAUGCGCCUACAGCUUGGCCACCAGCUCCGGCGCGCGCGACGUUGUCGAGCACUUCCUACGCGUCAGAGGUGCCGCCAUGGCAUUCGCUUUCGACGAAGACAAUGGGCGGCAGAGGAGCACGGAAGACGUGCUAAAGAGCCUGGCGCUGUACACGAAGACCCUGUUGGAUGUGCAAGCCCUCGUGCCUUACAAAUUGUCGGAUGCGCUGUCGAACCUCAAGAAGAGCCCUUUGCUGGCGGACAUGACACUCAAGAAGCUCGAAGGCCUACGCCUCGAUGUCUAUGAGCGAUGGUGCGGAGAGGAGAUCCAGUUCUUCACGCCCUUCCUUCGGCACGAUGACCUCGACGGCCCGCAGGCGAGGGACAUGCUCUUCAGCUGGGCGAAGGCGGCUGGCGAGGUGCUCGUCGACGGCCUCAAGAAGACGAUGGAGCGCAUGACGGAGUUCAAGGCCAUUACAGAGCUACGCACCAGGGUCCUGCAACUGUGGAUCCGCGAGGGCGGCAAGGCCCGCGGUUUUGACCCCUCCGAAAUGCUCAACGAGCUGCGCGGCGCCAUAAACGAGCACAUGCUCAACGUCGUUGAGACCAAGGUCAACAAGUUGCACCUCAUCGGGUCGGAGGUAUCGGCGACGCUGGAAUCGUGGCAAGACGGCGUGACGGAUAAGCCUGUUGAUCUCUGGAACGUACACAGCUUUGACAUCGACCUCAUCAAUGGGGCAGACCACUUCCUACAGGAGCUUGUAGGUCGAUUACAUGGCCGAAACGAUUCGGCCUCCAAGGCAGUAAAUGGCUUCCAGUCAUGGCGACACAUCAUCGAUGAGGUGGGUGACGUGGUAGAGCAGCUGAAGAAGCAGCGCUGGGACAACGACAUUGAGGAGAUUGAGGACGAGGAGACAAUCGAAGAGAGGCAGCAGCUGCUCAGCAAAGAUGAUCCCAGAACACUGCAUGAAAAGCUUGACUCGGCACUGAUCAAGGCUUUCAAGGACCUGGACGAGAAGCUUACGAGCUUAUGGAAUUCCAAGUCGGACGGACGGAAUAGCGGCAACGUGGCCAUGUACUUCCUGCGCAUCCUACGAGACGUGCGCCAGGGGCUGCCGAAGCUCGACAGCGUCAGGGGAUUCGGGUUGGAGGUGGUACCGUCGCUGCACGAGCGGCUGGCCAUAGCCGUCUCUGCGCAGCCGCUGGAGACCUUCGUGAGCAAGGGGCUUUCGCAAAAGGUCGUCGUCGGGCGCCUGUUGUGGGAGGGCUAUCCUGAGCUGCCAACGCAGCCUUCACCUAGGGUGUUCCGGUUCUUGCGGGAUGUGUCGAUGGCCAUGAGCAAUGCCGGGAUGGAUCUGUGGAGCGCGGUGGCUGUGGACGUUAUCAAGCAGCAUCUCAGACGGCAACUGGCUGAGAAGUGGUUCAAGGCCUUGGAGGAGUAUCUCGAGGAGAAGAAGGACGGUGAUGCCCCUGAAGAUAAGCCGACUAGACCUGUGGAGGAUGUGUCUAAGGACGAGGAUAAGGAGACGGGGUCUUCCGAAAAGGAGAAGAAAGAUGACGAGAACUCAGAAGAGAAAUCGGAAGAGGCAGAAUCGCCCGAACGACCGGCAAAGGCGGACCACAGCCAUGCCCAAGAGCGCCGCGACCUCCCAAUCCAAUGGCUGUUCGACAUCUCCUUCCUUCGAUUCUAUCUAGAUGCCCCACCGGACAGCAAAACCAACGAGCUCGAGCAGCUCGAGGACAAGGUCUAUGACAGUACGGACCUGUACAGCGACGAGACACGGCAGCGCAUCGUUAAGUCGGCGCAGGACUACCACAAGAAGACGAGCCUGCUCUUCGGCCUGCUGUGA
Molecule: messenger RNA, 2469 nt
Organism: Colletotrichum graminicola M1.001
Lineage: Eukaryota; Fungi; Ascomycota; Sordariomycetes; Glomerellales; Glomerellaceae
Exons: 1
Coding region: 1-2469 (822 amino acids)
Biological process (GO): intra-Golgi vesicle-mediated transport
Cellular component (GO): COG complex; Golgi apparatus
Source: RefSeq, a predicted model, not a curated record